AUGGAAGAUGCUGCAGAUUCUGGAAUCAGACUAGGUUCUUUAUGUUAUGUUAAUGAUCAUGUUGGAUUUCGUGGCACUAUCAAAAGCUCCCCAAAUGACUUUGUUGUUAUUGAAAUCAAUGAGCAGGGACAGUUAGUUAAUAAAGCUACCGAUGAAUCUCUUUACAACAUUAAUAACAUCCUACCUGAGCCAGUUAAUUUUGCCAAAAAAACAAAAAUUGAUAUUAAAAACGUACCCUUUGAAGGUGGACCGAACCAAGAACUUGAUAUUUUAACUAGAUGUCCUGAGGGUGACCAAAAUCAUCACUCUGGUUUAGAAAAUGAAGACGGUACUAUCAAUGAUGGCACUUCCAAAUGUGAAGAUGAAAAAGCAGAUAUACUAGGCUCUUUUUUAGAUGAGAAGACUAAUGAAUUAUUGAAUCAGUUUGCCUGUGAUGUAAAAGAGAAGUUGAAUUGUAAAACUGAGCAAAUAAGACCAUCUCCUGAAUUCUCUUUAGGCAGAAUCCUUGACAAAAACCAAAGAGCCAGUUUACAUAGUGCUAUUAGGCAGACAUUUCCUUACUUAAUAACUGUAGGGAAAAACAGUGAGAUUCUUGUUAAGCCAAAUCUUGAGUAUAAAGAACUCUGUCAGCUGGUAUCUGAGGAAGAAGCAUUUGGCUUUUUUAAGUUUUUGGAUGCAAAGAAAGAAAAUUCCAAAUUUACCUUUAAACCUGAUAUGAACAAAGACCACAGGAAAGCUGUCCAUCAUUUUGUUAACAAGAAGUUUGGAAACCUGGUAGAAACCAAAUCCUUUUCUGAACUGAAUUACAAAGCUGCUAAUCCAAAUGUAGUGAUUACAGUCAAGUUUCGGGAAAAAGCAUACAAGCACAGGAAACGGUCUCUCCUUGGAUGCCAGGAAAAAAAAUGUAUAUAUACAGCUUUCACCCUACGAAAGGAGAAUCUGGAAAUGUUUGAGGCAGUUGGUUUCUUAGCUGUCAAGCUUGGGGUGAUUCCUUCAGAUUUCAGUUAUGCAGGCCUUAAAGACAAGAAAGCCGUCACCUAUCAAUCAAUGGUUGUUAGAAAGGUGACUCCAGAGAGGUUGAAAAACAUUGAAAAAGAAAUUGAAAAGAAAAGAAUGAGUGUGUUUAAUAUUCGAUCUGCAGAUGAUUCCCUUAGACUUGGCCAACUCAAAGGAAAUCACUUUGAUAUUGUCAUCAGAAAUUUAACAAAGCAACUCAAUGAUUCUGCACAUCUGAAAGACAGAGUUUUGGAGGCAAUUGAAAAUGUUAAGAAUCAAGGUUUUGUGAACUACUAUGGACCUCAGAGGUUUGGGAAGGGAAGGAAAGUUCAUACAGACCAAAUUGGAUUGGCUUUGCUGAAGAGUGAAAUGGUGAAGGCUAUAAAAUUAUUUUUUACACCAGAAGACUUGGAUGAUCCUGUAAAUAGAGCAAAGAAAUAUUUUCUUCAAACUGAGGAUGCUAAAGGCACACACUCACUGAUGCCUGAUUUCAAAGUCCGGGAGAGAAGCGUGUUGGAGUCAUUGCAUCGCUUUGGCAUAACAGAGGAAGGCUGUAUCCAGGCGUGGUUCUCUUUUCCCCAUUCUAUGCGCAUAUUCUACAUUCAUGCAUAUAGCAGCAAAAUUUGGAAUGAGGCAGUAUCUUACAGACUUGCAACCUAUGGGUUAAGAGUUGUAGAGGGCGAUUUGGUCUGCUUGACUGGGAAUGUCGACGAUGAGCAUUUCCCAAAUAGUAAAGUUCAUCUAGUGACUGAAGAAGAGGAAUCAGCUAAUAUAUAUGCAAUUCAUCAGGUGCUUCUUCCAGUACUUGGAUACAAUAUUCAGUACCCAAAGAACAAAGUAGGGCAAUGGUACCAUGAAAUACUUAGCAGAGAUGGACUACAGACUUGUAGGUUUAAAAUACCUGCUCUGAAAUUGAAUGCUCCAGGAUGCUAUAGACAGAUAUUGAAACAUCCUCAUAAUCUCUCAUACCAGCUAAUAGAAGAACACGGUACUGAUGCCAAAACAGAAGGUUCUAGUAUCAGUGAAGCAGCUUUAUCUCUUUUGAUCUCUUUUGAUCUUGACUCUUCAUGUUAUGCUACAGUUUGUUUGAGGGAAAUGAUGAAGCAUGAUGUUUAA
Chrysochloris asiatica (Cape golden mole) is the source of this 2112-nucleotide messenger RNA. RefSeq names its product pseudouridylate synthase 7 homolog (S. cerevisiae)-like (gene PUS7L). Gene Ontology annotation, biological process: pseudouridine synthesis. The transcript is spliced from 8 exons. Lineage: Eukaryota; Metazoa; Chordata; Mammalia; Afrosoricida; Chrysochloridae. The record is from RefSeq and is a predicted model, not a curated record. Gene Ontology annotation, molecular function: RNA binding; pseudouridine synthase activity. The coding region runs from base 1 to 2112 and encodes 703 amino acids. Gene Ontology annotation, cellular component: nucleus.